Coregonus clupeaformis (lake whitefish) is the source of this 3457-nucleotide messenger RNA. RefSeq lists its product as uncharacterized. The record is from RefSeq and is a predicted model, not a curated record. The coding region runs from base 355 to 2199 and encodes 614 amino acids. The transcript has 3 exons. NCBI's taxonomy places the organism in Eukaryota, Metazoa, Chordata, Actinopteri, Salmoniformes, Salmonidae.
CCUAUCGGACAUAUUUGAUGAAACACAGGAACGAUUAAAGGGAAACAUAUUUGUUUACAUAGAUCCGAAGACGCUGGAAAAGUUUAAAUAUUUUAAGUUUCUCUGACAUCUUUUGGGUUCGAAAUUAGCCAGGGACCUUUUACUAUUUAAUCACUUACAAACAAUGAAAAAACAUUCAAUGGUCUUGUUUAGUUAGCUCUCUGGAGCAGGUUUUCCGCUUGCUACGAGGGUAGCUAGCUAGCUCGAUGUUAGCAACAAUCAAUCGCUUGCUAUACAUUUCACGAUGGACAGCUAUGAAAUUUGACCUCCGAUGUUAUUAACACAUUUAAAGGUUGUUAUUGCAGUUUUACAAAAAUGGAUAUCAGUCUAACAAUUUCCCUAAUGCGGGGCCAGAUGGGUACCGUUAUAGAGAGAGCGGUUAGUGCCGCUGUUGAGACUGUGUUGGGGGAGAUGUUGAGAGUGGUCGGCAUUAAAUUUGACGAGCUGAAGAUGGAGAUGGCAGCUAAAGAGAAAGAGACGGAGAACAUAAGACAGAUGCUGGAGAUAUCCCGAUCUCAGAUGAAGACAAUGCGGAAGCACAUGAACGCUCUGGGUGAGAACGCGCACGCUGCCACUUAUCAGACCUACCACAGGACAGGAUUCGGCCAUUCGGAUCCCUGCAGAGUUCACGGUUCCUCCGGGGCCGCGCUGUCCUCGGGUCUACCAGAGCCGCCGAGAAGGACGGUUCCAAACAACAACCAAAUGCCCACUACAAAUGGAAACUUACAGCCAAGGAAUCGAGUCACCAUCACCCUACCCUCUGAGAAUAUGGUCAGGGCCUCACAACCCUCUGAUACCUUGGUCAGGGCCACCCAACCUUCUGAUAACUUGGUCAGGGCCACCCAACCUUCUGAUACCUUGGUCAGGGCCACCCAACCCUCUGAUAAUAGGGUAACCGUUAGGGCCACAUCAACAUCCUUUGACAGUCACGAUGAUCUGACAACUAUGAUCUCCCAGGCUGUGGAGGACCCAUCAUUGACACCCACUGUCUCUGCAAUGAAUAGUUCAUCAGAGCAUCUGGAACCUUUGAAAGAGGAGCACCCAACCCCCCUAGACCCAGAGGUGUCUGAUGAGAGCCAGAGGAGGGAGGAGGAAGAAGAGUGUGAGGCUGAGUGGACCAUCAGUACACAGCCACCAGAGACCAGCACAGACCCUGGGACCCAGCUGGUCCUCUCCCCACCCAGGACUGACGGAGCAGACUGCUCUGCCGUGACUGCCAGGAGUGUACUGCCACCCUCCCUGUCCCAGUUCCAGGUGAAAGAGGAGGAAGCUGAGGUGGAUAUCAUCUGUAUCAAACAGGAACCAGAGGAGGUGGAAACCCUUCUGAUAAACCUGGCUGCUGAAGGCUUCAACUCUCAUGGCAACCUUUUAGACAGGCAGACUCAGGGAAACGUCCUCCUGGACAGUCACAGGACAAUAGCAGCCUCUGAGAGCCAGAGGGAUAGGAGAGCACCCCGUCCACCGCAGGGCCAGAGGACCUUAGCAGAGCACACACCCUUCACCUCAGCCGACUCUUGUUCAUAUGGGCUGUCCCAGGCAGUGAUGUCCAUGUCGGGAGGAGUUGCUCCCAGGCCGAUGGUGCGACCGUGGCCCAAGGACCUGAGUCUGUACGAGGAGUUUAAAAUGAGACGAACUGAGCUGAGGCGGAGGAGCCAGAACCGUCAGAGGGAGAUGGAGAAGAACCUUCCCCAGCCUCUAUUAGCUGACCUGGUGAAGGAGAGACGGGAGAAGACCCGGCUCAGAGUGGCCCGCUGGAGAGCCAAGAGGAAGCUGCAGGCCUGCCUACUGACCCAGAUGACCCAGCACCAACAGGCUGGACCGGGUCUGGGCCAGGGGAAUAGUCUGAACAGUGGGCUGGGGAAUCCAAGCCAGAAUAGCCACCACACACAGCACAAAACCACAGGCCCCACUCAAACUCAGCAGAGGAACAGUGCUGGCGUCUCUCAAUCUCAGUACAAUAACCGUUUUCUGUACAACAGAACUCACUGUGACUCUGGGCCUGGUAACAUUAACUACACUCCUCUCCAGUUCAACAACUCCUCUCUGAUGCUGGGUCAACAUGGAGGACACGGUAUGGUGGAGCAUGUUAUGGAGCAGCCUGCGAUGACAUCAUCCUCACAGCAGGGCCUCUCCCUGAGAGACUCUGAGCUCUACCAGUAACAAGGGAUCAGGGGUAUUCAAAUCUUACCCUACACAGUUCUGGAUUACUGCUGUUUUUUUGUUCUACCUGAUCAUUAAUUACACCCACCUGGUGUCCCAGGUCUAAAUCACUCCCUGAUUAGAGGGGAAGAAUGGAACAGUGGAACUGGCUUUGAGGUCCACAUUUGAAUUUGAGGGCAGUAGACCAACAUUACAAUACCAGUUCUACUCUACCAGUACCAGUUCUACUCUACCAGUACCAGUUCUACUCUACCAGUACCAGUUCUACUCUACCAGUAAUAAUAGACUUCAGCAGAUAAUGUGUUUUGUAGAGUCACUCCUAUUGUAUGGCACCCUAUUCCCUAUGUAGCGCACUACUUUUGACAAAGGUCUUUAUGGCUCUGGUCAAAAGUAGUGUACUCUAUAGAGAAUAGGGUGCCAUUUUCAGACAUAGCCUAUGCCUUCUGAUGCAGCGCCAAUAACAUGAGAUAUUUCAAGGGGAAUUGUGUCAAUGAAAAAUGAUCCAAUUGUCUGUGACAAAUUCAUAAAAAAAUGGUUUUUAUUUUAGGAUAACAGCCUAAUAAUUAAUGAUAAUUGAAUUGCUUAAAAACAUUUCCCGCAAAUGUUUUGGUGUACAACAAAAGUAUUUAUUAAAAUACAUUAUUUAUGUUAAAUUGAAUAAUGACCAUCCCAACAAAUAUGGAGGACAUAUCACUGUCCUUGAAAAGCUGCAAGGAUCAUUAUGCAUAAUUGUUCCAGGUCAAGCUAAUUUCUUUGGCAAACUUCAUUGGUCAAUAUUGUCCAAUCAGCUGUUAUUUAUACCUUUUACUUCUCUGCAACUGGAUUUAAAUAAUGCUAAAAUACUUAUAAGCGCUAUUCAGAUAUAGGCCUAUUCAAUGAUAUGUUAGGAAACCAUCCAAUACAUUAUUAUGAAUCACUUUUGAGUUAGGCCCAGUCUUUGGUCAGACUGAUUUCUCUUGCUUCAUUCCUCCCUACUUGAUAGUUACAUUAGCAGUGUGCAGGUCAACAGCUGUUUCCAUUAACCUGUCCACUGAUUUAUGUUUUGUCAACAUUUAGAAAGUUUGCAUAGAAAAUAGAUGGGACAAUUUCCUGCUACUGAGCGUUUCCAUUGUCGAUAAAAACAGCUGGACGGAAUUAUGUCACACCUAUAAAAAAACAAACAAAAAAAACACUGAAAAUGAAGUGGUUGAAGUGUUACCAUUAUCCAUUUAGGUAAAUUGGAAAUUAAUAAAUUGGCGACAGCCUGUAUUCCCUCCCA